Messenger RNA from Dryobates pubescens (Downy woodpecker), 6672 nucleotides. RefSeq names its product sperm associated antigen 17 (gene SPAG17). The record is from RefSeq and is a predicted model, not a curated record. The coding region runs from base 1 to 6672 and encodes 2223 amino acids. The transcript is spliced from 48 exons. Gene Ontology annotation, biological process: axonemal central apparatus assembly; epithelial cilium movement involved in extracellular fluid movement. Gene Ontology annotation, cellular component: axonemal central apparatus. NCBI's taxonomy places the organism in Eukaryota, Metazoa, Chordata, Aves, Piciformes, Picidae.
AUGGGCCCCAAGCGGCCCAAGACCAGCGCGGUCGCCUCGGCGGGGGCUGAGGUCAACAGCUGGGAGGCUGCGCUGGUGGCCGCCCCCUUCGAGGAGGUGAAGGCAGGCGAGGGGCAGGGCAGAGACUGUCCGGGGCACAGCGGGGCGGGGAGACCCUGGGGCGGCCUGAAUGUGGUGGCGGCUGGGCUCGAGGCGGCCCUGGCCGCUGGCCUCGCCCGGCCGGAUGACUGGAAGCCGAGCAUUGCUUUCGUUGUUGGGACUAAACCUGCGGAUGAGCUCCACGCCGAGGCUCUGGCUCUGGCCGUGCAGGUGCCGCUGCGGAAGCUCUUCAGCGUGGUAACACGUGAUGACCUUUUCAGACAGAUCAGAGAAUCAGGGAAUCAAAAGGGAAAAAAGGUUAAGGAUGUGCCUAUGUACCAUGAGGUGAUAGAAGUAGCCAAAGCUAUUCUGGAUGGUGGUGAAGAAAUUCCUGUAACACUAACUGGAAAGCUGUUGAAAUUUCAGCUGCUUUGUCUCAAACAGAAGGACUUUCAGAGAAGAGAAGCUGAAAAGAAGGCAGAAGAGGAGAAACAGAAAGACAAAGAGGGAGGAAAAGAGAAAGCUAAAUCCACUGGAAAGAAGGAGAACCUCCCUAAUGAAAAGACAGCUGAGAAAGAAAGGAAAGGAGCAAAGGCAGAAGCAGGCCCUUCAACACCACUCACUAUUAAGAAGGACACAAAACUGAAGCGACGUGGAGAAGUGGAGGAGGAAGUCAAAUAUAUUGAUGAUGAACCAGAUGAUGGUGCCCAUCAUUACUUUAUCAUUUUGGGUUUCCACAACCUUCAGAUGCUGCCUGUGAUGUCUGAACUUGGGAUUAACAUUUCAAGUGUAAUUAGAAUUUCUUCUGAGAAUUACAAGCCCUUGGAGACAUACUUGGAAGCAACCACACUUCAAGGAGCAUCUUUGCUUUCACCUGAAGUUGCAGAAGCAGAGAAAAGAAAGAAAGAUGGAGCUGUCAAGGAGCUGGAAACAUUUUGGAAAUACCUGGAGCCAGUUUUGAGCAGUGGAAAGCAUGGAUCAAGUCUUUCUAACGUUGCCAGGCUUCAUUACCUAGUUAAGGAGAACGUCUUCCCCCCUGACUGGUCUGACAGAAAAAUGCUGCUUGAAUUUGGCACUGUGCUGUUUGAAAGUAUUGCUUGUUUGAUGUAUGACUGCCUGGACUGGAGAAGACAGCAUCAUGCCUACCUGGAAAACACCAAGUUUAUUAAUGUGCCUGUAGUAUCCGAGAGCAAAUCCACACAGCCAAGUGUACAACCAUCACUACUUGCAAAGAAAAAAGGACAAGCAGAAGAAAUUGUGACAGCAGUAACUUUGUCCCAGGAAAUUGAUCUCAAUGUUUUAUUUGUUACUAAAACAGAAGCAGCUGCCUCCUUUUGGACUCCUUCUGUGGACAUGAGGUACUACAAUGACUUACUCAGUCAAAUACCUGAGGAAUGCUUUUCUGUACCCUUACUGCUCAACUGCAUGUUGGAACAGGUGAUUGCAAGUGAAGAAGACCUUACACCACCUAGUCUGGUGGUACCUGAGCCUCGGGCAGAUGGGCUACAUCAUACCAUUGCAGAUCAUAUAGCCUCCAUCCUUCCUUCUCUUUGGCUUUCCAAGUGUGAAAAAGAGAAUCUCUAUGACUACUUUUCUCCUAAAUACAAUGAAAGAGAGACUGUUACUCCCAAGUACCCUGUCUUACUGAACUACCAUGAUACCCAGGCUCAGCGAUGGCACAUGCUGAAGGUCCAGGAUAACUUAAAUCCAGAGAAGAUUGAACGUGAAAUGAUGGCUAAGCUGCCUCUUACAGAACUUAUCCAUUUCACUUGUCCUUCAGCUGAAAACAACGCUGAACGCUUGGCAAGAGCUCAUGAGCUCAAGUAUUAUUGUACCAAUGAACUUCUGAGUUGGGCUGAAGUAGAAAGAGCCUUCCAAGUGUUUACUUUUGAAAGCCUGAUGCUGACUGAGGUGAAUGACUCUGCUUUCCUGGAGAGCUCUGGAUCAGUGGUGGGAAGUGAUUCUAAAGCAGCUGAUACACCUUGGGAUAAUCCAGCCAGGUUUGCAAAACAGCUGAGACAACUCUUCCUCAGUGGGAAAUCUCCAAGAAGCUCUGGACAUACAGAAACAAAUGGCAAAGAUGGAAGAGAAGGUCUGGCUGAUCCUGUUUGGAACAAAGAAUUGCAUCUCUCUACUGCUGAUAUGGUGAGUCUGGAAAAUUACAGCCUAGGACUGAAUUUAGAAGAACUAAGAAAGACACAGAGGCGUUGUUUGACAGACUGGAGCUUUGUCGAGCGUUUUCAACCACAUGUUCUUCUUCAGGUUCUUCAUGCUGCAGCCCAAGACUACAGAUGUGUUGAUUCCUUUUAUUAUGCUCAAGAUAAUUCUUUGCUUGUGGUUCUUCACAACCCCAGGAAUCGUUAUCAUUUGUGCCAACAGACUUGGGAUGCGUCAUUGCACUCCAAUGUUGGAUUCAGGACCUAUCUUGAGACGGUGGCCAACUCAAUUGAAGACUGGGUGAAAGAGGAAGAAGUCAAAUACCAGGAAGAAAAGAAAGGCAACACAUCUGGACCUGAAACCAUUCCACUAUCUCAGUCUGACAAUGAAAAGAAACCUAUUAUCAGAGAAGGUUCUCUAAAGGCCUGGAAAGAGGAGCAGGACCGAUUGCUGAAGGAAGAACAGCUUAAGAAAGAACAACUGAAGGAAGGAAAAAAAGGAAAAAAAGACAAUUUGGAAGGUAAAAAGAAAAAACAGGAGAUGGUAGUACAUGAAGAAAGUAAAGACUCUGCCAAGAAAUCUUCUGAAGAGAAGUUUAAAGAGGAGCCAGCAAAAGGCCCUGAACUUGAGGAGGAUCCCAGCAUACCAGAGCCACAGUCUGAGAAAGUUUACAAGUUUCUUGGCUACAACACAGGGGAGAAUCUCAUUAAAGUAUCAGGAACCAACCAAUAUCUUUUCCCAUCUGAUGGAGGGCAGAUUCAAGUAGAGAAGACAGAGUUUGUCAAAGGUCCAACUUUGGUAAAGGUGAAAGUGGCAAAAGACAACCACAAUUUCUUCAUUCAUAUCACAGACCCCAAGGAAAACUUCAAAGAAAUUGAAGUGCAAGAAAUCGAAGAAGAACAGAACAUUGGAGAGGGAAAAUUGAAAAAUCAGAGGCAAGCUGUGAGCAAGUUUGGAUCUUUUUCAGCCACCUUGGAAAAUGGAAUCCAGCUGUCGCUGAGCUAUUAUGGACCUACAGGGAAGACAGCAGAUGAUGAAACCGAUCCUGUCUUAGGAAAAAUUCUGAACAUCCCUUCUGUUCAUGCUCCGACCAUAAUUCCUCCUGUGACACCUGCUUCAGGAAAGAAGGAUAAGGUCAUCAAAGAAAAGUCAAAAAAAUCUCUGGCAUCUGCAAAAGCAAGCCGCAGCAAAAUGGGCGUCCCACCACCUGAUGACCCGGUGAAGCAAGAAGAAAAGAUGGAAAUGGAAGAAUCAGCUUCCCAAACACAAGUGAUGGCGGAGCCUCACCAUUUCCCAGGGUUGAACGUCUCCUGCCCCAAUGGACUAGUAUUAACUUUCCUUGGUGAGAGUAUUGAAGGUUUGAAAGGUAAAGCCACUACAGCUGAAGCUGAGAAAGAGGUGGUAAGAAGUGAGGAUGAAGCAGACAAAGCCAAAAAAGGGGAGUUUGAGAAUGGUCAAGCCAAAGCAAAUGAAGGAACGGAGGAAGAGGUUAUGGAAAAUGGAGAGAUGGAACAUGAGGUCUCAGAAGGUGACAUAAAACACAAAGACAGCAAAAGAGAACAGGCCAAGCAGCCUACUCUGGAAAUUCUGGUUAGGCAGAGUUAUCCCCAAAAGGUGAAGAACACUCAUCUAUAUACAUCUGUGGCAAGAUGGUCAGAACAGGAAGUGUCAAGAGUUAUCACUGGUCAAGGAACUGUCAUCAAGUAUAUGAUGGAUGGUUCUACCCAGAUUCUGUUUGCUAAUGGCACAAUAAGUAGGAGUCCUGAUUCUGGCCCAGUUCUACCACCACCUACAAUGUCAGAUAAACAGUUACCAGAAUUGGAGCCUUCACCUGAGACCAGCACUAAGAAAGAAAAAGGCGGUAACAAAACCAGUACAUCACACCCAAGCAAGGACGAGUUAUGCGAGAAUACCGCGAAGGGUCUGGUUGAUUCUGAGCAACCUCAGGAGAGCCAGGCAGGAACCUGGAUAACAACAACUCCAUCAGGCUUUCAAGUGGGCACUGAGGGAGCAAAGAGGAUGGAUCUGAAGCCAUUGCUAAUCUACCAGGCAACUGACCCAGCUGAUGGAACAUUCAUGACAGUUCGAGAAGAUGAAGUGGUAAUAGUCGAGAAGCCAGAUGGCAGCAGAGUAGUAGAUCAUGCUGAUGGUACUAGGAUCACAACUUUUUAUCAAAGCUGUGAAGAAGUACCAGAAGAUGGAGAGGAAACAGAUAAACCCUUGGAAGUCAUCAAAAGGAAGGCGAAAUAUAUCCAAGUAGAGAAUCCUGAGUUUGCUACUGUCAAAACAAAUUGUGAGGACGGUACCUGCUGUACCACCUUUGGUGAUGGGACAUCUAUUAUAGCAAAGCCACAAGGAACAUAUCAGGUUUUGCCCAUCAAAGCAGGCUCUCUUUUCAUUGAUGAAGAUUGCUCAGCAAUUUAUACCCAUGAAGUUUACAACUUCAUCAGCAAGAAUGAAGAGCAACAAGCAGGGAGAUACAUUAUGAAACACACUUCAGGCACUCUUUGUGAGGUGAUGGAUCCUGAAGGAAAUCUUUUCAAGGUCAUGGCUGAUGGCAGCACAGCUGUGAGUGUUCCUGGCCUUGACUCUGAUAACCAGGAAGACAGAAGUUCAGCAUCACCACUCUCAGAUAAAGAUAUCACUUAUGAUGAGCAUGUCCCCAGGUUCUUCAUCAUCUCCGCUGAUGGUUCUGGAACUGAGCUCCUGAGGAGCAGGGAUGUACAGAAGUAUCUUGCUGAAGCCUGUAGUGACCCCACUGUUGCUGUCUUGCAAGAUCCUGUACAAGAACAUCCAGGUGUUUUGUGUGUUACUAUCCUCCGCCCUUUACCUGAAGCCUCGCCCUGGGUAAUGAAGAAAGAUCCAGAGAGUAUUGUUCCUCCCAAUCUUCAGUCAAAGCCACGGGAGACAUCUCCUCCUGAGAGAAAGAUCACAGGUCCCUCAGUAAGAACAUGGGGUUGGAAGGGUCUCUGCAUUGGAUCCAAAGAGCAGGCAAGCUUGCCUGUGUCUGUGCAAAGAUGUCCUAAUAAACUGCAGAUCCGUCAGCUGCUCCAGUACAAGCCACUUAGUGAUGAGCUGAGAGAAAACCUGCAGCUUUCCCUCAAGGAAUAUGUAGACAACCUUUUAAAGCAAGAAGAUUAUCUGGAAAAGAUGAAUGUGAAAGAACCAAGAACAGAAGAGGAAAAGGAGAAUGCUGCAAGGAUCCUUGAACUGUAUAAAUCCUUCCCUGACUGGGAGAAGUCACCUGAAGAUCUCCAAGCUAGAGCUGAUAUAACUGAGCUGUAUGAACAGGCAGUGGCUUCUCACCCCCAGCAUCACACAGAGGAGACAAUCACCACCCUAACAGAAGACCAGCAGGAGAGCUUCAGCCCAGAAGGAGUAACACCAGUGUCCAAGUGGCAGAGCAGACUAGAAGAGCACAGGAACGAACUUGCUGAAGAAAAGAAAUCCCUAAUGGCAUUGAGAAACAAAAUAAUUCCUCCAUAUUUUGUGUCAGAAUUCAGCAAGGAGUUUUACCUGAGAAAGUUUCCUGAUGUGGAAGCACUGUGCAGGGAACUUCCUCCAGUUCAGAAAAAAGAAAGAGGAGAUUUCCCUCCAGAGAUGAUUAGAGAACACAGUGGAGCAUCUGAAUGUCUCAGUUCCAGUAGUGAUUCUUCACUUUCACCUGGCCCUCUGCUGCAGGCUCCUUCCAAGCAAAAUGAAGACUCCAGCAGCACAACAGACCUAAACAAGGCUGCAAUAUCACAAGAGACACCCUUCCAGCAUAAAGUUCAGAGUCUGCUGGUGAAUGCUGCAGGACAGCCAAGAAAGGAGAAAGUGACCUUACCAUCAUGCCUUCAAGGGAGCAGACCAAGGUCCAUACCAAAUAAAAAGAUAGAAGAUCCUGUUGCAGGAAAGGUCAACACAUCUUCACUUGCAACAGCAAGACAGCAGCUUAGUGACUUCCAUCUCAUUCCACCCCGAGUGACAUUUGGAGUACUAAAGGAAGGCUGCACCUAUGCAGCAACUGUGAUCUUGAAGAAUGUUGGUGUGAACUUCCUAAGGUUUCGUGUGAAGCAGCCACCCCCUCACACAGGACUCAGGGUGGUGUACACCCCAGGACCUGUGGCAGCAGGCUUGCAGGUCGAACUGGAGAUAGAGAUUUUUGCCAGGGUAAUUGGAGGGGGAAACACUGCUGGCCUUGAAGAUGUUUCCCAUGAUAUCGAAAUAUUAACAGAAACAGCAACUCUUUUCCUGCCUGUGAGAGCAACAGUGCUCACCGGUGACCUCUACGAGUGCCGCCCACAGGGGUACCCCCAGGGGAGGAUGGCAGCCACCAUCCAGGCAGUUCCUGCAAGCUCCAAGCCACGGCUCCAGCCUGCCCUUCCUCGAAAGCUUUCUGGUGGAUUUCAGUCCUUCGGAGAAGCCUGGAUGCGGCAGGGCGAGGAUCAGGCCUGA